AUGUCUUGGAAAAGCAGAGGAGAGCCAUCUUCUAGAAGUGUUAUUUCAAAAAAAUGGACCCUUUUGCUUUGUUUAGGCUGCUUCUGUGCUGGAAUGCUCUUCACCAAUAGGAUGUGGACUGUUCCUGAAAAUAAAGGUAUCACACGGAGAACAGCUAUGGAGGAAGAACAAUUAAAAUUAGUUUCAGAGGGUUGCAACCCAAAAGCUUUACAUCAGAAGGAGGUAAAGCGCGAAAAUAAGGACAUUUUUGGGGAGGUUUCUAAGACUCAUAAUGCUAUACAGACAUUAGAUAAGACUAUAUCAAAUUUAGAGAUGGAAUUAGCCGCAGCAAGGGCAACACAGGAAUCUAUACGUAGCGGCUCUCCUUUAUCAGGAGACUCGAAGACCACUGAUUCAUCCAGGAAGAGAAGGUAUUUAAUGGUUGUUGGAAUUAAUACUGCUUUUAGCAGCCGUAAAAGAAGAGAUUCGGUUCGUGCUACAUGGAUGCCACAAGGCGAGAAAAGAAAAAGGCUAGAGGAAGAGAAGGGUAUCAUCAUUCGUUUCGUCAUUGGUCAUGGUGCCACGUCUGGAGGUAUUCUAGACAGAGCUGUAGAAGCAGAGGACAGAAAGCAUGGAGAUCUCCUGAGGCUGGACCAUGUUGAAGGGUACCUUGAAUUGUCUGCCAAGACAAAGAUAUAUUUUGCUACUGCUGUUGCUAUGUGGGAUGCAGAUUUUUAUGUCAAAGUUGAUGAUGAUGUCCACGUAAAUAUAGCGACACUAGGAGAAACUCUAGUCAGACACCGAAAGAAACAGCGCCUGUACAUUGGAUGCAUGAAAUCUGGUCCUGUUCUAGCACAAAAGGGAGUGAGAUACCAUGAACCAGAGUAUUGGAAAUUUGGUGAACCUGGAAACAAGUAUUUCCGUCAUGCUACAGGACAGCUAUAUGCCAUUUCAAAGGAUUUGGCUACGUAUAUAUCAAUAAACCAGCAUGUCCUACACAGGUACGCUAACGAGGAUGUCUCUUUGGGAGCUUGGUUUAUUGGACUUGAUGUGCAGCAUAUUGACGAUAGGAGACUGUGUUGUGGCACCCCACCUGAUUGUGAGUGGAAGGCCCAGGCGGGCAACAUCUGUGUUGCUUCAUUUGAUUGGAGUUGCAGCGGGAUUUGUAGGUCAGCUGAGAGAAUCAAGGAAGUCCAUCGACGGUGCGGGGAAGGUGAGAACGCUUUGUGGAGUGCUUCUUUCUAA
Molecule: messenger RNA, 1224 nt
Organism: Prunus armeniaca (apricot)
Lineage: Eukaryota; Viridiplantae; Streptophyta; Magnoliopsida; Rosales; Rosaceae
Source: the annotation of a GenBank genome assembly